Cinara cedri is the source of this 6870-nucleotide messenger RNA. NCBI's taxonomy places the organism in Eukaryota, Metazoa, Arthropoda, Insecta, Hemiptera, Aphididae. The record is from the annotation of a GenBank genome assembly.
GCCGGUGGAGAGGGGGAUAUAAUCCUUACUGUCCCCUUCUGCGCGAGUCACUGGUGUUAAUAAUAUAUAUAUAUAUAUAUAUUAAUUACUUGAAAUAAUUUAUGCAUACGUAUGCAUAUAUAUGCGCGUUUUCGGCUUCGCGAAUAAAACGAUGUAGCCGUCACCAGCAUUUUGAAAACGAAUGAAAGGACGUGCACAUUAAGUAUUUUGUUCCGUGCGAGACCCCGUAGAGUGCGUAUACUAUCGCCGCGUGCCCUCGUCCCGAAGCCUGGCGCCCGCGAAAACACCGUAGGCGUAUCGAUUUUUCCUUAUCAAAAUUAUGUUCACAUGCUCCCGUUAUCGCGCCCACGUUAAAUUCCGGACGUUAAUAAAAUAUCAAUAUUUAGUAGCGGUGAAAAGAGACAACUACAGUUAUAGAGACUGCAGCCAUAGUCGAACCGACACCCUAUACAAUCUAUAGUGCGCGUUUAACGCAUUAUUAUUCAGUGAUGUUAUUGUACUGCUCGCCUAGACCCGAUAGCCGCCGUCGUUUAUUCCGUCACCGCCCGCCGCACGUACCACAGCCGCCGUCUCUGCAGUGACUGUUUGGGUUGGUGGUGGCAUUAGUUUUUUUUUUUUCUCGUUCUAUCCGCGCCGCCGUUUUCGAAUCAUGGAAUUAACGGAACCGUCCCUCCGUGGCCGACGACACGACGGCACCGUCCGUAAUAAUUAUCGUCAUUGUCGUUCGUGGUGCCGCGGCAUUUGCGGGCAUCCGUUAAACGACGAAACGCAGCGCACCGAUAAAUACCGCCGCAUGUUGCGCCGUGUCGUCAUUAUUAUUGUUUUAAUUGUUUUAACCUACGCGAAGAACGCAACGACCGCGGGGAAAGAUUAUUUGGAACGCUCUGUAUAAUAUAGACUGCAAUUUACAUUGCACCGUCGGUGUCGCGUGCGCGUACCGUGUUCGGCCGACCUUCAUCGAACAACAUUUUCGGGGCUAUAAAAAGAGUCUCCGCGUAUCUUCCGCGUCUCACCGAGUCGUUUAGCCGCCGACUCACGGCGCGCACAUCUGUGUCAACAUCGACCGAGUUCUCUUGCAGGGGAUAUAUAAAAAAAAAAAAAAUCGAAAAACAGAAACAAUAUCGUGUCGGUGCUGAGGUGUAAACCGUAUACAAAGGGUACAGCUACCAUCACUGUUUUUAUUUCGAGUGUUGGUCUCAUCGAUGGUCCUAAACUAAACCUUCAAUAACCGUAUCUACGCCGUACAUUUAUUACCGAAACGAAAACAUGAACCACCACCAUCCACAGGACAAACUUAUAGAAGACCGUGAACGUGAAGGAAUCGACAUAGAAUUCUCGGACGUCUCGUAUACAGUCACCGAAUGGACCCCGGGCAGGAUAUUUUGUCCAGGUACCCAUAUCUAAACACCUAUUAUUAAAUUUACUUAGGUACCUACCACAUUAGAAUAUUGUGUCGAAUAAAUUUACAAAAUAUGCAAUUCAACAGCAAAAACGAUUUUUUUUUUCCAGUGAAAAAACGAAUUUUAAAAAAUGUCAGUGGCACAUUCUGGAGGAAACAAUCUUGCGCUAUUAUAGGAUGCUCUGGAUCCGGCAAGUCUUCACUGUUGAAUUUCCUAUCUGGUUACAAGUAUAACAUAUUUUCCUACUACUUAAGUUAUUUUUUUAUUAAUAGGUUAGUAAUAAUAUUUUAUUUAUAGUACAUACGGGUACAGGGGAAAUAUCAACAUCAAUGGACAACCUAGAAAUCGAAAACUGUUUUUAAAGCAAUUGAGCUAUAUAAUGCAAGAAGAUCUCUUACAACCCCAUUUAACAGUUUUAGAAUUAAUGGAAAUAGCUUCUAAACUUAGAAGUUGUACAAUAAAACUUGAAGUAUAUCAUCAAAUCUUGGUAAGAAUGACAUAUUUAUGUAUACUACCUAGCUAAAAUAUUUAUAAAAAAAAUAAUAUAAAUAUAUUAAUUUAUUAUACAUUUUUAUAAUUAUAAUAAUUUAUAGAAAUAUUGUGAAUAAUAAAAUUACUAUGAAAAUUAGGCACAUAGGUACCUAACUUCUAUUAAAAAUUAUUUGUGAAUCAUAAAACGUGUUUGGUUUUACUUUUCAUUAGAUAUUUAAAAAUACUAAAAGUGUAUAGGUUGAAAUUAUAAAAUUAUUAUAAACUAUAAAACAAAAUCGAUUCAUUGCAUGUAGUUUAAAUUAAAUUAAUAUUCAAAGCAAAUCUAAAAUUUUAUCAAAUAAUAUGAAUUAAUAAUAUGAAAAUAUUAUUUAAAAAUACUAAAUUUCAGAACUGGUUUGGUAAUACUUUAAUAACAUUUAAAUUAUAUUUCAGAUCAAAAGAAUAUUGGACAAUUUAAAAUUGUCUGAUAAAGAAAAUACUCUUUCAAUAAAAUUAUCUGGUGGUGAACGGAGAAGGCUGUCUAUUGCAAUAGAGUUGAUUCGUAAUCCAAAAGUGAUGUUUUUUGAUGAACCAACCACGUAAAUAUAAAUAUAUAUUAUUUAUUUAUUUAUUUGUACAUUAUUUCUGUUAAUUUAUUAAAAUAAUACUGUAAUUAUUUCACUAGAGGUUUAGAUGUGGUAUCUGCUAAUUAUGUGGUAUCUAUGUUAAAAGACUUGGCUAACUGUGGUAAGACAAUCAUAUGCACUAUUCACCAAGCAUCUGCUUUGCAAUUGGAAAUGUUUAACUCAUUAUAUAUAUUGUCGCCUACCGGACAAUGUAUAUAUCAUGGAAAAUCAUCAAACCUAAUAAAUUAUUUAUCAUCUAUUGGUCUUCAGUGCCCUUUACAUCAUAAUCCUGCAGAUUUUGGUAUGUUUAACACUUAUGCAUAUACUGCAUACUGCUGUGCAUGUAUAGAAUAAAAUAAUAAUUUAAACUAUUAAUUAUUUUUUUUUUAUUUUUCAGUCAUUGAAGUAAGUUGUGGAGAAUAUGGUGAUCACAACGAAACUCUUGUUAAAUAUAUUGAUAAUGGAAAAUCAAAUAAGUGGAGCAAAGAAAAUUAUAUUAAUGAACGUAAGUUGAAAUUGAAAAUAGUUGCUGAAUACAAUAUAAAAUUGUAUUAUUUUUUUUUUUUUUUUUGCAUAGCUGGUGAUCAAAUGGUAAACUGUUAUUCGAAGCAUACUCGUCAUAAAUCACUCUCAAAAUAUAUCAAUGAACUCCGAAUACUCAUUAGUAGAACAUUAAUCAUCUCAUCUAGAGACAGUGUUUGUAUUUUACAUCUUUAAUAAGAGGUAUUCUAGUUAAAAAAAGCUAAAAAUUUAAUAAUUUAAUUUGUAUAUAAUUUAUUUUAUCCAUUACUAAUAGUAUAUUACUUCAAUAGAAGUCUAUAGAAUAUAUAUAUUAUUUUCCCUUAUCUUUUUUUUUCACUAGUGUUUUCAUUAUGUUUGUUUAGGAUUUCAUCUAUUUAAGGAUAUAUGUACCUCUCGUAAUGAGUUUUUUGUUUGGUUCAGUAUAUUUCAACAUUGGAAAAAGUGGUUUGUAUACACGAGAUAAUGUAGUAAUGUUAUAUUUCAGCAUGAUGACCAUUGUUUACCUCUCUGCCUAUUCAAUGUCUAUAAAAUGUAAGUUAUUAUUACUUUGUGUAUGAUCUAUUUUUUAUUUAAUUUAUAUUUUACAUAUAUUUUAGUCCCUAUGGAACUGUUACUUAUGCGGUUGGAAUAUUUUAACCAAUGGUAUUCACUUCGUUCAUAUUACACUUGCGUAACAUUAAUGGAUCUACCUUUACAGGUGAGCAGGAACUAAUUAUAAUAUUAUUUCAACGUUAUCUAUGAUUAUUAUUUGAGUAAAACUUAAUAAUAUACACAUUCAAAAUGUAAAAUAUUAAUAGAUAAUUAGAAUCUAAACAAGCAAUUAACCGUGUAUUUUAACAUAAUAACUAUAUACAUAAAGAAGUAAUGAUGAAUAGGUAUUAAUUGUACAAACAGCCAUUCUAUUAUAUGUUUUCAAACAUUUUUUUUUUCAGGAAUACUCUCUUUUAGAAAUUAGGUAUUCAUGAAAAAUGAAAACUAAAUAAAGUUUAAAAUGUUUGAUGUUUCAAAUUAUAUUUUAAACCUAACUUGUACCCAAAUUAAAUCGCAUACAUAUCAUUAUACACAUGUAUAUACAUUAUUUACAUACAAAUAAAAAACCUUGUACAUUUAUUGUACUCAAUGGAAAUUAAUAAAAAAAUAUAUUUGAUAGUUAAUUAUUCUAUAUUUUCAGAUCAUAUCUACAGGAUUAUUUUGUAUAGUGAUCUAUUUAAUGACAGGACAACCAAUUGAAUUAUUCCGAUUUCUGAUGGUUUUUUUAAUGUUGAUUGUAACUGGUUUAAUGUCUCAAGCAACUGGCAUGUUAAUUGCAAUUUUAUUUAAGAAUUUUCUUGUAAGUAUAAUUAUAUUAUAAACCGAAUAUUAAGUUUAUAAAAUACCAUUUUUGAUUACAGAUAAAUACUAUUGUUAUAUCUUCAAUUAUACUACCACUGACCAUAUUUGCGGGCAUUAUGUUACGCAUAGAAGACACUCCUAAAGUGUAUAGUUGGAUUUAUGAUAUAUCCUUACUGAAACAUUCUAUGCAAGGUAUUUUGCAUGCUAUAUAUGGAUUCAAAAGGUCUAUAUUACCAUGUCCAGAAGUAAGUUAACUAUUCAUAAAUUGUAUCCUAUCCUAUGAUUUGAAUUCCAGAUCCCUAUUAAGUCCCUUUCUGGAAUCCUAAAAAGUAAUUUAUGGAGCUCCCAAAUAACGAAUUGAAUUUGAAUUUGGUGGGGAAAGUGCAGGGAUUCCUGGCAGUAAUUUCAUGGUCUCUAACUGGAAUUCCUAAUGCUACUAAGACUAUUUAACACACAAUCGAAAAAUUGAAAUAUUCAGAUAUUUAAUUGAUAUACUCUCAUUUUAUAAUUCUAGACGUUUAUACAAAUAUAACUAAACCAAUUAUUGAAUGAAAUUUCUCAAUUAAACAUUACUCUGUAUUUUCAUAAACAUAUUUUAAAUAUAUCACUUUAAAAUUUUUAUUUACAAUUGCAUAACAAAAAUAGUCUUAUAAACUUAAUUUUACAGUGUUUUCAAACAAAUAAAUUUGAAUACUUUAUUUAGCAAAUGUUUUAACCUACUGUUAUAAUAUUGUUUUUAAUAAUGAUAAUUAUGUUUAUAUUUUAGAUUUAUUGUUAUAAUGGUUCACCUGAAUCUGUUCUCAAAGAUAUCAGUAUGAGUGACAAUAUAUUUUGGACCAGCAUUGGGUACAUUACAGCUGUAUUUUUAUUUUUAAAAAUAUGUACUUAUGUUGUUUUAAAAUAUAAACUUUCCUGAUGAUUGCAUACAUAUUUGGACAAGUAAUUAUUACUACUAGUCAUUCAAUCAAUAUAAAGAAUUAAGUUUUUAUACUUUUGAUUAUCUCUUGAAUAAUAUAUUUUAAAUAUAAAUUAUGAUAGGAUAUUGUUACCAAUCAAUUACUUGUAUUUUCUUGUAAUUACUUGUGACUUAUAUUGUUUUUAAUCAAUUUAUAAUUUAUAUCCAUAUGUAUAAUCCAAUCUAAUUUUAAUAAUUUCAUAGUAUAUAAUUAUAUUUUAAUUUUUUAAUUAUUAGUAUUAUUGUUAUUAUAUUGACUAAGUUCUUGCAAAAUAAUUUAUAUUUUUUUAAACAUAUAUAUUUAUUAUAUCUAUUGUUAGUAUUUCAUAACAAAUUAAUGUAUAAUAUGUAUUUCUCAAUUAUUUUUGAUCUCAAAAAUUGAACAAUUUAAUAAUAUUUUGCAUGCUACUUAGGUUCUUGGUUCUUCUAUAAAAUUUAAAAUAUUUUACUUGCAUGGUUAAUAUUUUAUUAAUUGUUAUAUUGAUGGUGUAAGAUUCAACUAUUUAAAAGGAAUAAUUUAUAUUAGGAUUUGAUUUGUGCGUCAUAGUUCACAAUUUAGUAAUGAGUAAAUAUUUAUUUUUUUUUGUGGGGGGAAUAUAUAUUUGUUUGUAAUCUACUAAACCAAAACCUUGCUUUUUAUUAAAAAAAUAUAAUAAAUAUAAAUUAGCCUAUUUUAAAAGAAUCAAUAAUCAUCAAUAUGUUAUGCUCAAAUGAUUAGUGUCUUAUUCCUUAUAAAGAUAUAAAUAAUUUUUUAAACAAAAUGGUACCUAAAUGAUAGCCACGGCUGUUAUUGUCAAAAAAAAAAUAAACAAUCCAAAUUAAAAAUUAAAUUUAGUAUUGAAAAAAACUUAGAAAAAUCAAAACAAAUCAAAUUUUCUUUAUAGUUUUAAAACUAUAGAUUAUAUCUAAUUUUAAGGAGUAAUAACUAGACAAUCUAUUUUGCCUGCACUAAAUACAGCAAUACCUCUCUUCUUCAAUGUGGUCCAACUAAUUGAACAAAUAUAAAUUAGAUUUACAAAAACUAAUUAAAUAGAUAAUUUAACUUAACGAUCAAUAUUGUAAUACAGCAGAACUUAAAUUUAAUGGUCUACAAAGUUAACUAUGAGGUCACAUAACAUUUUGCAAUACUUGAUGGAAUCAAAAAUGUAAAUUUCAAGAUGAAUUAGUGUACUUGUUUCAUUUGAAAACAAUAAUAGAAAAUAUGCAUAAUUUAAAAAUCAUUGUAUUAUAUAUCAUUUACUAAUUUAUCGAAAUUUGUAAUUAGAGUUGAAAAAAAACCCACAUUUUUUUACAAACAUCAUAUUAUAAUAAAAGUUAAUUUUACAUCAUAAUUAUUAUUGAUCAAAAUAAGUAAUUUGAAAAAUUUUAAUUUUUUAUCCAAAAGUAAUAGUUACUGUUCAUUUUCAUUUUUCAGAACAUAUAAGUUAGUAUUUUUGAACGUUUUAAAUAUUUAUGUAUACAAUUUCAAAUAUAGAGACUUGUUUAAAACACUUUGCAAGCCCUGGUUGUACAUUUUCCAAGUAGCAAAAAAUCAUAAGGACAUUUCUAACACGAUCAUUGUGAC